This is a messenger RNA of Vombatus ursinus (common wombat), 1593 nucleotides long. RefSeq names its product zinc finger protein 517-like. Bases 1 to 1593 code for a protein of 530 amino acids. The transcript is spliced from 5 exons. NCBI's taxonomy places the organism in Eukaryota, Metazoa, Chordata, Mammalia, Diprotodontia, Vombatidae. The record is from RefSeq and is a predicted model, not a curated record.
AUGGAGUACGACUCCACAGACCAGUGCAGACAGCUCAGGGAAGGUGUGAGUGCCCUACCACCCUGCCGGUUGUCUCCUCAGAGGCCCCACCAUGUGAGGGAAGCAGGUCCCCUGGACACUAUUCCUGGCCAGAAGAAGGGUUCUGGGGCCCUGGAGGCCCUACCACCCUGCCGGUCGUCUCCUCGGAGGCAUCACCCCAUGAGGGAAACAGGUCCCCUGGACACCACUGCUGGUCAGAAGGGCUCUGGGGCCCUGGAGGCCCUGAAGUCCAUGGAGCCUAAAGUGUCCCCAGAGGAAGAGGAGGAGCAGCCAGCAGCCACGGGGGAGCCAGAGCAGGGAGCUGGUUCCAUCCGGGGCCUCGUCCAUCUCAUUAGUGAUGAUGGGGUCCACUCUGCAGCCCGUCUAAUCCGAGGCAGGAUAGUGGCCUCCACAGCCGAGGUUGUGGCUGAGGCUUCUGGGGAGGCCCCAGCCGAGGAGGAAGGAGAGUCAGAGGCAGCGUCGCCUGGCUCCCAGGCGGGCCUCGAGGUCAGGGAGGGCCUUGUGGAGGAUAAGCGAUUCCUGUGUGUAGCCUGUGGCAAACACUUCAAGCGGGCGUGGGAGCUGUUCAGCCAUGAGGUUGUCCAUACCUCAGCUCAGCCCUUCCGCUGUGCCCUGUGUGAUGCCGCCUUCAAGCGUCAUUCUGAUUUCAAGAGUCAUGGGCUGGUCCACAGUGAGGGGCGGCCCCACACCUGUGAGGCCUGUGGCAAGGGCUUUAAGAGAGCCAGCAACCUGCAGCCCUCCCCUACUCACUUCUGUGUUACAGUCUCAGAGGAUGACAAGGCCCUUCAGGCCAAAAGAAGCCGGUCCAGUGGUAACAGUAUCCGUGAUGGCUCUGAAGAGCCCAGCGGGGCGGAGCGCAUCUGCUUUUGUGUUUUCUUAGCCGCCCCUCUCCCCCUCCUGGAGUGGGCGGGGCGGGCAGCUCCGCCCUCCCCUCCUCCAGGAACACCGCCGCAUCCACACCUUCCCCUGCCCGGCCUGCCCGAAGCGCUUCAAGUCGCCCUACCAGCUGCAGCGGCACUCCUCGCAGCACGCCUCGCGUACAGCCACAGCUUGAGCGUGCACGAGCGCGUGCACACCCGGGCGUGGCCCUUCGCCUGCCCGCUGUGCGCCAAGGCCUUCAAGCAGUCCAACGCGCUGACCUCGCACCGCCGCGUGCACUCGGGCGAGCGCCCGUACCCGUGUGCCACGUGCGGCAAGGCCUUCAAGCAGUCGAACUACCUGGCGGUGCACCAGCGCUCGCACAGCGGCGAGCGGCCCUAUGCCUGCCCCACGUGCGGCAAGGCCCUUGCCCGGCCCUCGCUGCUCGUGCAGCACCGGCGUGUGCACAGCCCUGCCCGCCCCAUCGCCUGCCGCUGCUGGACUUCAAGGACUUGGCCUAUCUCGCUGUGCACGAGAAGGUGCACACGGGAGACGCGCCCUGCAAGUGCCUCGUCUGCGGCAAGGCCUUCACCCACCCCAGCAACCUGCUGCAGCACGGGAAGGUGCACAGUGACGGCUGAGGCCUGCGGAGGGGGUGACAAGGAGAAGAGGAGGGAACGGGCCCCUGCCCCUUGA